AUGGCAAAGUUGCUCAUAGUUAUACUAGUUCUCUCUUUACAUGUUUCUUUAAAUGAGUCACUCUCAAUUCCUUCUCUCAAUCAUUAAGUUCAAAUGAAUUAGAAGCCAAAAAAAAAGCCCGCCAUCGAAUGGAGAAAUACUUCUGAAUUUGAAAAUAAUCCAACUUAUGUUAAAGUUGUGGAAGUAGCCAAAAAUAACUUUUAAAGUUAAUGUAAUAUGAAUAAGACAAUUACCUUUUCAAAAGUACUCUAGGUUGCUAAAAAAAUUGAAUAAGGAUUCCUUUGGUCUGUAAUACUUUUAUUAUUAUAUCUAAGUUAUAAGUUGAGUUUUCAGAUAAAUCAAUUAAAAUCAUAUAGAUAUUUGAAGAUUUAGAUGGAAAUUUAGAAUUUGAUUCAUGUAAAGAUAACAUUUGA
Paramecium pentaurelia is the source of this 413-nucleotide messenger RNA. Lineage: Eukaryota; Ciliophora; Oligohymenophorea; Peniculida; Parameciidae. The record is from the annotation of a GenBank genome assembly.